Balaenoptera ricei (Rice's whale) is the source of this 731-nucleotide messenger RNA. RefSeq names its product transcription elongation factor A like 3 (gene TCEAL3). NCBI's taxonomy places the organism in Eukaryota, Metazoa, Chordata, Mammalia, Artiodactyla, Balaenopteridae. The record is from RefSeq and is a predicted model, not a curated record.
CCCGAGGUCUGGUCCCGUCGCCUGCGCGGAACCAGCUCCCCGAGCUGCCCGGGCGGGGGGCGAGCGGGCUUAGACGAGCCAGAGGAGGCGCAGGCCCGACCCGGGCGCUGCAGGUCUGCAUGUCUGUUCCCAGCACUCUGCAAGGCUAGGAGGAGGAACCUGUCCAGAAUCCCUGCAGGACAGGAAAACAUCUCAACAUGGAAAAACUCUGCAAUGAAAAUGAAAGAAAGCUGGAAAGCGAAGGAAAGCCAGAAAAUGAAGUAGAGCCUGAAAAUCAAGGAAAGUCAGAUGAGGAAGAAAAGCAAGAAGUGGAGGGGAAGUCAGAACACGAGGGAGAGCUCCAGAAUGAGGGACGGCCAGAAGAUGAGGGGAAGGGAGAAAAGCAGGGCAAGUCUGAAGCUGAGGGAAAACCACACGGUGAGGGCAAGCUGGAAUCCCAGGCAAAGCCAGAGAGUCAGCCGCGGGCUGCCGAAAAGCGCCCCGCUGAAGACUAUGUGCCCCGGAAAGCAAAAAGAAAAACGGACAGGGGGACGGACGAUUCCCCCAAGGACUAUCAGGACAACUUACAGAAAAGGCAUCUGGGCAGUGAGGAGAUGAUGAGAGAAUGUGCAGAUAUGUCAAGGGCUCAGGAAGAGCUAAGGAAAAGACAGAAAAUAGGUGACUUUCACUGGAUGCAAACAGAUGUACAGGAUCCAUUCACCCAAGGGGCCAACGGGGUGUCAGGGGAAUGA